UUAACAUCUGGGAGCUCUGCUCUAUUCUACCAUAUGCAAGAUAGUUACAUACGGCGUUGUUACUUUGCAUUGCAUUUCUGUUUGUAUAUUCAAGAGGUUGCAAAGAAAGGUGAUUUUUGCAACUUAAAAGUUGGUUUUUAUUUUAAAUGCUUUGUUUUACGUGGACAAGAGAUGUUGCUGAUUCUUCUGAUCCUUCAGUGCGCGAUCCGCACUGCUUUUUGUGAAACUCUGAGCUGCGAACAUUACCUCAGCCGACGCGUGGCUGGUGUGUUUCACUAUGAUCGUAAUAUUCGCUACAACCUGACGUUCCAGGAAGCUAAAGAAGCCUGCGAAAAGGACUUUGCAGCCUCACUAGCUGACAGAAUGCAGCUGUUUACCGCGUAUCAACAGGGGCUGGAAGAGUGCAGGGCUGGGUGGAUUUCAUCGGCUGAGGUGGCCUACCCUCGAGUUCACAAGAACUGGAAUUGUGGCCAGAAUCACACAGGCAUCAUCACAUACGGAAUUAGGGAAAACCUGCUAGAGAGAUGGGAUGUGUUUUGCUACAAAGAAGACAACAACUGCUCUGUUUACCCGACGUUUUUCCCAACAGCACAGAGCUCAGCAGCAAGCGAAAACGCUGAAAUUCAAAAUGUUAGUGGUGGCUACUUUACAAUUACAAGUACAUUGAGGAGGAGAAAAACGGGAACUAAAACUGCAGACACUGGAAACUCCUGGACCAGAAGGGAUCCAAAAGGCUUUAAUAACAACAGCCCUGUUACAACAACUUUGAAUGGCAUGAGAUCUGGUUCAUCUGAAAGUUCUAAUGGAUUAACCAGAGCAAGAGAUGGACCAUUUAACAUUCCCGAUGAUGGAAAUCAGGAAAUGGCAUCAAGCAUCAAGGAGAGGCAAACAAUGGAACCUCUGCUUCAGGACGCAAUCACAGGGGCUGCAGAAGUAGAGCAGGCAACUGAGGGAUUUGAAAUCCUGAGCAGUAAAAUGCCCGGGUCCCCUCUGUUUUCUGUACAGUUAAAAACCACCCCCCAUAAUGCAGUGCCUGAAUCCAAAAUAACAGAUGUCAAACUGGUGGGUCCCUUCAGAACUGUGAGUGCGUCCUUUGUUUCUGAUUCUCUAAUGUCACAUGCUCUUCCACUGCCUACACAGGGACUGUACAAGCAAGAUAACGCGGAACAAACACAGGGUGACAAUAUUGAUAUUAUACAUCCCUCAUCGAGGAAAGAUAUCAAUCAAAGCACUUACACAACAACCACGAUGUUCUCAAUGUCAUCAUAUCAGCCUAAUACCUCACCAGAAUUGCGCGAGGUAACAUCUGCUGCUGUAUCUAAUGAAAGGCAGACAACAGAAACAUAUACUAACCGACAAGAAGCAUUUUCUGAAAGAAGUUUAUUUGAGUUUGUGAAACCAACAAAGACUCCAGUGUUUAAGUUGACUACCGCUGGACAUCUCAAGGACAGAAUGGCUGGUAGCCGUACCAUUUCACAAAACCUGGAAUCAGAGCACACACAAAAAACAGGAAAUGCUCAUGGAAAUGAAGCAUCCACGGAAGAACUCCAGAUGAAAGAGCUUCACGUCACAGCCACCUCUCCUUCUUAUCCAAGAAGCCACGAUCCUGUCCAAGAUUUAAAUUCUGCCACUGAUCAACCUGACCAUCCAGAGAAAACACCUGUAACAGUUCUCACUGAUACUGGUAGACAGCAUGAAGCCACCACAGUUAUAGGCAGCUCUGAGGUGCCACCAGUGUCCUGUGGAGGUGUGCUACAGGGAGAUAAGGGGGAGUUCCAGAGCCCUGGUUUUCCUCAGUCAUACCCGAGUAAUAUGGACUGCACCUGGGAGGUCACAGCUCCUCCUGGGCACCUCAUUCUCUUGGCAUUUCACUCAAUGGCGCUGGAGGAGCACAAGGGCUGCCAGUAUGACUUCAUCACCGUCUUUGAUGGCAAACGAGAGGAGGGAGUGGAGCUAGGCAGGUUUUGUGGGUCGCAGUUGCCUCCUCCACUCAGAUCGUCAUCCAACACCAUGACGGUGCAGUUGAGAUCGGACGCCUCUGUGGAGCUUGAUGGGUUUUCAGUCCGCUUUCAUUCAGUGAAGCCUCCAUCAAGUCUUCCAGGCCGUGUUAGAUUGCGAGGGGGCAGGAAUCGGUUUGAAGGGCUCGUGGAAAUGGCUUUCGGUGGAGCGCUAGGGAGGGUGUGUGCCGAGCAGUGGGAAAAAAGGGAAGCGACAGUGGUGUGCCGACAGCUGGGAUUCCCUGGAGCCGCCAUCGCGUACAGGGUCCAGUCACAAGCACGUGACCCUCCUGUGACUGUGUCCUAUGUGGAAUGCUCAGGGGAUGAAAGCUCCCUGGAUGAGUGUGAAGUUAAGUGGGGCCGGGAAUGUAGUACAACAGAAAGAGCUGCCGUCCACUGUCAAGUUAUGGAGACCUGCUCAAUCCUGAGGAGUGCCGGUGUCCUGGAAUCUGGAACCUAUGUCAUUGACCCAGAUGGGGAGGACCAGGGAGUCGAGCCCUUCCCUGUCUUCUGUGACAUGAACUCUCUACGAGCUGAUGGUGUGACCGUGGUGGGCCAUGACUCAGAGAGCCGUACACGAGUCUCUCCCUGCGAGAAGGCUGGCUGCUACUCCAGGCACAUAACGUACAGGCAGGCAUCGCUGCUGCAGCUGAGGUCUCUGAUUCAGGCCUCUGAAUCCUGCACUCAACUCGUCAAACUGGAAUGUCGCCACACUCGGUUUCUGGGAGAGGAGUGGGGCUGGUGGGUAUCCUGGGAUGGACGUAGGAUGAACUCUUGGGGCGGCACAUCUACGGACAGUAAGAAAUGUGCCUGUGGAGAGAGAGGUGACUGUGAUCUUGGAUUGCUGACAUGCAACUGCGAUGCUAAUGACGAAGUGUGGCGUUCAGAUGAAGGCUACCUGUCUGACAAGGCCUCCCUGCCCAUGAGAGAGGUGAGAUUAGGAGACACCCAAGACAUGCCAAUGGAGAUGGCCUUCCACACGAUUGGAAAACUGUUCUGCACUGGACAAAGUAUCACAGUGGUGAGUCACAACAGUGGGCACCGCAUGCGUGUGGCUCCUUGCGAAGAGAAAGGCUGUUACAGGAAAGAGCUCCAAUACGAAGCAGAUCUCCCUCAGCUCCACGCCUUAACACAAGUGUCCAGGUCCUGCCAGCAGUAUGUCAAGGUGAGCUGGGAGCAGAGAGCAGGAGAGAAGACAGCUGCACAGCUGUUAAAACGUCUGCUGUAG
Molecule: messenger RNA, 3225 nt
Organism: Lepisosteus oculatus (spotted gar)
Lineage: Eukaryota; Metazoa; Chordata; Actinopteri; Semionotiformes; Lepisosteidae
Source: RefSeq, a predicted model, not a curated record